Messenger RNA from Bubalus bubalis (water buffalo), 1705 nucleotides. RefSeq names its product ribonucleotide reductase regulatory subunit M2 (gene RRM2). NCBI's taxonomy places the organism in Eukaryota, Metazoa, Chordata, Mammalia, Artiodactyla, Bovidae. The transcript has 10 exons. Gene Ontology annotation, biological process: deoxyribonucleotide biosynthetic process. Gene Ontology annotation, molecular function: ribonucleoside-diphosphate reductase activity, thioredoxin disulfide as acceptor. Gene Ontology annotation, cellular component: cytosol. The record is from RefSeq and is a predicted model, not a curated record. The coding region runs from base 67 to 1236 and encodes 389 amino acids.
CUGCGGGGCAGUGCAGGGGCUCUCGGGACUUGCGUGCAGCCCCAUCUCCCUGACUAUUUCACCACCAUGCUCUCCGUCCGCGUCCCGCUCGCCACCAUCGCUGACCCGCAGCAGCAGCAGCUCUCGCCCCUGAAGGGGCUUAGCCUAGCGGACAAGGAGAACACUCCCCCUUCCCUCAGCGGGACCCGCGUGCUGGCCAGCAAGACCGCGAGGAGGAUCUUCCAGGAGCCCUCCGAGCCGAAUCCUAAGCUAUCUGCCCCCAGUGUGGGGGACGAACCACUUCUGAGAGAAAACCCCCGCCGCUUUGUCGUCUUUCCUAUCGAAUACCAUGAUAUUUGGCAGAUGUAUAAGAAAGCUGAGGCUUCCUUUUGGACAGCUGAGGAGGUGGACCUUUCCAAGGACAUUCAGCACUGGGAAGCCCUGAAGCCUGAGGAGAGAUAUUUUAUUUCCCAUGUGCUGGCUUUCUUUGCAGCAAGUGAUGGCAUAGUAAAUGAAAACUUGGUGGAGCGGUUUAGCCAAGAAGUUCAGAUUACCGAGGCCCGUUGUUUCUAUGGCUUCCAAAUUGCCAUGGAAAACAUACAUUCUGAAAUGUAUAGUCUCCUCAUUGACACUUACAUUAAAGAUUCCAAAGAAAGGGAAUUUCUCUUCAACGCCAUUGAGACGAUGCCUUGUGUGAAGAAGAAGGCAGAUUGGGCCCUGCGCUGGAUUGGGGACAAAGAAGCUACAUAUGGAGAACGUGUGGUAGCCUUUGCUGCAGUGGAAGGCAUCUUCUUUUCCGGUUCUUUUGCGUCGAUAUUCUGGCUCAAGAAACGAGGACUGAUGCCUGGCCUCACGUUUUCCAAUGAACUUAUUAGCAGAGAUGAGGGUUUGCAUUGUGACUUUGCCUGCCUGAUGUUCAAACACCUGUUGCACAAACCUUCGGAACAGAGAGUAAAAGAAAUAAUCGUCAAUGCAGUUAGGAUAGAACAGGAGUUCCUCACGGAGGCCCUGCCUGUGAAGCUCAUUGGGAUGAAUUGCACUUUGAUGAAGCAGUACAUUGAGUUCGUGGCAGAUAGACUUAUGCUGGAGCUGGGCUUUAGCAAGGUUUUCAGAGUAGAAAAUCCAUUUGACUUUAUGGAAAAUAUUUCACUGGAGGGGAAGACUAACUUCUUUGAGAAGAGAGUAGGCGAGUAUCAGAGGAUGGGAGUGAUGUCAAGUCCGACAGAGAAUUCCUUUACCUUGGAUGCCGACUUCUAAGUGACCUGAAGACGUGCUCUUACCUUGCUGAUUUUUUUUUUUUCCUUCUCAUCAAAAAAGAAAAAAAUCAGCUACUUGAACCAUAUCAACGAGCUACACCAUGAACUGUCCAUCAUGUUCACUAAUGGCAUCUUUAGCACUGUGUAGCUACCUCAAAAUCAAUCCUGUUAAUGCUAGUGGGGUCACCUAGAUGGAAAGUAGGCAACAGCUACUCGGGUUCUUGAAUGAUCUUGUCCGUGUUUGGCUUUUGCAAGCAGGCUAGCUGAACAGGACUUACUUUGGGUCUUAACAGCUGCUUUCUUGGCCUCCAAGUGUAGGGACUCCAGCGAGUUUGAUCCUGAAAGAUUAAAGAGUAACCACCACAAGGAAUACAUCAGACUCACUGCUUCUGAGCAGAUUUUAAAGUUUACUUAUGAUUUGUAUAUAAAACUGGCACUUUACAUACAAAUAAACAAAGUUUGAACUGUCA